AUGCGUUCUGAACCUCUCUCCAUAAGCGUCCUGGGUGUCUUGCAAUUGGCUACAGCUCUACUGAGUCCCUUGCCACUUGAGUUUCGGAACACGCCGGCUCAAUGGGCGUACCUGUCCUACGAUAACCCCUCGUUUGCCGUUAUCCCAGGUCACUUUAAUCGGUCUGCCUUUGUUUCGCAAACCGACAGCGUAACAUCUGAUCCUGAAGUAACUAAAGCUCAUAACGAGACUGCAUCGCUGAAUAAGAUUAUUCCCGACACUCUUGAGAAGACUACCUUGCUUAACAAUUUUUAUGGGUUACCCUUUCAAGGGCUUAACGACCUUGAUAUAGACCCGGAGGGCAAUUUCUGGAUAACUGAUGACCACUAUGGCUGGGGAAGGGGAGUCGUAAAUUUCACUCCACCCUUACUCUCGACGGUCUAUUUUGUCAAUGGCACUACCAUGCGUCCGAGGCCAUUUCACGUCACGACGUAUCAGGCCAACGGUGUUGCUUUCUCCAAGGGUGGCGAUGGCAAGGGUACCAUUUAUAUUUCUAAUACUGGGGCUGUGUCCCCUGAUAAGAGCCAUGCAGAACACCCUUACCGCCCCCGCACUAUUGAAGCGUAUGAUGUAUCAUACCCAGGCGCGCUGACAAGCAGUUCUCGGCUAGUCAGUGUUCCAAUCUCUUUUGUCUACGAUGGUGUCAGAGCCUCUAGGAACGGGUGGAUAUUCGCCGGUGCGGGCAACGGGGUGGAUGUGCUCGACCCUGAGACUGGGCUGGCGUUGGGGACAAUUCGCGUAGGUGGAGGGAACUACGUAGCAGUCAAUACAGCAUUGGGAGAGAACGAGCUAUGGAUUGUUGGUGCAGGAGGAGUCUGGCAUGUAACUGGCAUUCGUGAGACGCUAGCUAGAGACUUUUAG
Aspergillus tanneri is the source of this 900-nucleotide messenger RNA. Its product is annotated as SMP-30/gluconolactonase/LRE family protein. The record is from RefSeq and is a predicted model, not a curated record. NCBI's taxonomy places the organism in Eukaryota, Fungi, Ascomycota, Eurotiomycetes, Eurotiales, Aspergillaceae. The transcript has 3 exons. The coding region runs from base 1 to 900 and encodes 299 amino acids.